AUGCGUCCGCUCCACUGGCCGACGCUCGUGUGGGCCUCCAGCGCCGCUUCGGUCGUCUUCUUGUCGGCCGUGACGCUCUUCGACUCGGCGCACGCCAAGUCCGAGUGCUGCGACACGUGCAUCGGCAAGUCGUCGAACGCCGUGUACAACUACGACCCCGUGAUCUUUGACCAGUGCACGGGCGUCGACAAUGGCGUGUGCUGCUUCGAGUGCGGCAACUUGGGCGACCCCAUGUACGGCGACACAGUGUCGUACGCCACGGACGGCGUCACGGCAGUGGUCCCCGUGGGGAGCUACAUCUCGUUCACGUGGAGCGGCGUCGAGAACGUGACGUACGUGUCGCUCAAGACGGGGCAGAAGAAGACCGUGACGCCGACCGUGUCGGACGCGCAGGCGACGGUCAAGUCGGACACGUUCCUGAUCUGCGCCCGGUCGGCCGGCACGAUAUACUUUCGCGGGUGGGGCAGCGACACGUGUCGCGAGGCGUCGCCCGAGCACUCGAUCACAGUCGAAGCCAGUGGGGAGAAGGACAGCGGCGCCACUUCCAUUGCGGCCGACUCGACGGUCGCCGAGUGCAACGCCCAGCGCGCGAGUGUGCAGGUCGUGGACGGCACGCGUACGUGCGUGUGCGUGUCGGACUGGACGAACCCGCCCGAGUGCGACCGCUGGCCGCUCUGGAAGUGGCUCGUGACGGUCGGCGGCGGCGUCGCGGCGUUCUUUUCGAUCAUUAUCUCGAUCCGCGCGUUCCUCUCGAGCCGCAAGAAGAAACACGACGUCGAGUGUGCGCCACUGGGGACCAAGAGCAGCAACAUGGAGACGAUGCAAGUGACGCCGGACAACGACUACCAGGACGCGGCGUCGCACAUGGCGGCGUUCAAGUACGACCCCGAGGCCGACCGCGCGCACGGAGGGGCGCGGAAGGCCGACGACCGGGAGUUUACGCUCUGA
Messenger RNA from Hyaloperonospora brassicae, 948 nucleotides. Lineage: Eukaryota; Oomycota; Peronosporomycetes; Peronosporales; Peronosporaceae. The record is from the annotation of a GenBank genome assembly.